CCACCACCAAAAGCAGCCGGUUUUGGUUCGCAGCAGGCCCGUGGGCUAUGACGCAUGCGCGGGGAGCUUCUUCUCCUGCUCAGUUUGCAACUGGAGAGCAUAAACGCCCACGGUUCCUCCAAACACGUGUAUCGAUCGGGUGGCCUUCGCAUGCGCACAUAUACGCACACGCUUUACCUUUUCCACAUCACUGCAUUGCAUCCCUCUGACUGCACGGCUGACUGGGCAGCUGCCGCAUGUUUCAGAUCGGCAUACCAGCUUUGCUGACACCUCAUCCCGGUACAUUCGUGAUCUGCUCGCACCGCUCUUUUGGUUCUCUGGGAUAACACCUCCCACUGCACUCUUUUGAUCACCCUCCAGGAUUUGACGGAAGAAGAUCACAGGUCGUCCCCUUGUUUCCUCCACCAGCAACCAUACCGGACUAGCGACACCUAUCUGGUCAAGAUGGUGCUAGGUCAUCGCAAGAGCUCUUCCGUGACCUCGGGCAGAGAGGAUGGCGAAGCAGGCGACGAGACCGUUGUCAGUGAAGAGCAGGGAAAUGUUUUAAUGCACAUCAUCUCACAGCUCCGUCCAGGGGCGGAUUUGAGUCGUGUCACAUUGCCGACUUUCAUCCUGGAGCCCAAGUCCAUGCUGGAGAGGAUCACCAACUUCAUGGCACACCCAGAGACACUUCUACAAAUCCCCGCGAUUGAGGACCCCGUCGAGAGAUUCGUAGCUGUGACCAGAUUCUACCUGGCUGGCUGGCAUAUCAAACCUGCUGGAGUCAAGAAGCCUCUCAACCCUAUCUUAGGUGAGGUCUUCACGGGUUACUGGAACUAUCCCGACAGCACACGAGGAUACUACAUCGCUGAACAGACAAGUCACCACCCGCCAAAGUCAUCAUACUUUUUUGCGGCCCCUGAACAUCACAUUCGCAUCGAUGGGACUCUGAAGCCCAGGAGUAAAUUUCUGGGCAACAGCGUCGGUUCGUUUAUGGAGGGUAUCGCUGUUGUACGGUUUCUGAAUCGUAACGAACGAUACUUCGUCACGCAACCCAACAUGUACGCGCGAGGGAUCUUAUUUGGCAAAAUGAAAUAUGAGUUGGGAGAUAACGCGGUCGUCCGCUGUCCGGAGACUGGUUUAGAGGCGAACAUUGAGUUCAAAGUCAAGGGCUGGGUCAGUGGAACAUACAACGCUAUUGGUGGACACAUUAGUCACCGGAGCGGGAAGCACUUGUACGAGCUCAGCGGUUUCUGGCACGGAGAGAUGUUUAUCAAGGAUCUUGCGACAGGCAAGAAGGAAUUGCUCUUCAACGCAUCUCACGCGAAACCAAGUCCGGUCCAGACCAGGCCAAUGGAAGAGCAAGGCCUACGUGAGAGUCAACGCCUAUGGCAUUCAACAGUCGAUGCCAUCAAGCGUGCCGACCAAAAGACAGCCACCGAUGAGAAAAGCAAAAUUGAGGACGAGCAACGACGAGAAGCUGCUGCACGCGGUGAAGGAAGCGUGUGGGACCCGAAACUCUUCAAAGCCGCGCCGGCUGGCGAUGAAGAAACUCUCGACUGGGUCAUCAGUGCACACGUGGAUGGUUCAGCACCAGUCGAGAGGCAAAUUGAACAGAUUCUUGCCAUUGCAGAUAUCCUUCCGGGGCAAAAGUCAGGGAAAGAAAGCGAUUCACCCGAAUCUGAUGCCCAGCCAUCACAGCAGACACGGCCAAUUCCAUCACAGCCCGUAGUGGCGCCCACCAGUGACAGCCAACCUGUCGCGACCAACAACACACCCGUCGUUCCUUCCGAGCUAGCGGAGGGAGCAGCAACAACCACGUCAGCAGGAUCGAAAGUCGUCACAACGACCGCAUCUAGUGUCCCCAUCGACAGAAAUGCUGCCGAGGCGGAGGCAGCAGCAGCGGCACCGCGAAGGCCGGGCGACGUGGUACGGAGGAUGGACAGUUUUGGAGAUGAGGAGACUUUCAUCGAUGCGGAAGGUUGAAGUAAGGAUCUAGCCGAAGUCAUCGUCUGGAGGGAUUGAGCAAGAACCUCUGCACGACAUGAACAGUGAGGCCGGGCGAGGAAACGCCACAGCCUGGAGACAAAGGAAGCUGAAAUCAAAGAGAAGAGCCAUGGAACUCCCGAAAGAGGCGUCAGGCUUCCGAAUAAAAGUCAAUGUGGCCAUCGAGGGGCUCUCGUACAUCGAUGGGUGGAAUGCCAGAAUAAUGAUGAUAGAUGAGGCGGAAAGGCUAUAGGCAUUGGUCUUGCAUGUCGCAUAAUUUUUAUAAUUAGAUCCAAAAGCUGAUUGUCAAUCUUUCUCCUAUCGGGUCCAAACCUGAGCACCUGCAUGCAACAAUACGUUUCGACAGCCGAAUCUAUAUUU
This is a messenger RNA of Dissoconium aciculare CBS 342.82, 2346 nucleotides long. RefSeq names its product Oxysterol-binding protein. Gene Ontology annotation, molecular function: sterol binding. Gene Ontology annotation, cellular component: membrane; cortical endoplasmic reticulum; intracellular membrane-bounded organelle. The coding region runs from base 445 to 1965 and encodes 506 amino acids. The record is from RefSeq and is a predicted model, not a curated record. The transcript has 2 exons. NCBI's taxonomy places the organism in Eukaryota, Fungi, Ascomycota, Dothideomycetes, Mycosphaerellales, Dissoconiaceae.